UAAAAGCUAGCUGAUAGUUCAGGAUACUUCAGUUUCUGACUACUUCUCACGGAAAGAUGGAGCUGACGAUUCGACUUUUGGCAGUACUUGUAAUUUUUGUAUUGAUUACAAGUACAACAGAAGCCUGGUGGGGAAGUAGAAGCGGAAGCAGCAGUCGCACAAGCAGCAGCUCGAGCAGUGGUGGAAGCAGCAGUAGUAGCGGUGGUGGAAGCAGCAGUAGCAACAGUGGUGGAUGGCUAAGUAGAACGUGGAAUUAUGCUAAGGACUUCGCGGGAGGGACAAAGGAUAUGGCGAAAGCCUACAGUGACAUGCGAGAAGCAAACUAUAAGAAUUCCGACAAAUACUUUCAUGCUCGUGGGAACUAUGACGCAGCUAAUCGUGGACCAGGAGGCAAGAAAGCAGCCGAAAUCAUCAGCGAUCUUCGCGAGUGGACGGACAAGAAGUUCAAAGGGGACUCAAGUGAUGAAAUUGCUGCGGACCAGGAGGCGAAUGAGUGGGGCCGAAAAGGCGGAGAUCCAAAUAAAUACAGACCAGAGGGACUGCCUGAUAAAUACAAAAAGAAGUAGUUGAUGAAUGUUGCAAAUGAAAAUCAUGUUACAGACUAAAUAGAUAUGCAUCUAACAAAAAAAAAAAAAAAAAAAAAAAAUAAAUAAAAAAAUAAAAAUGCUUGUACGUAAACUAACAAUGAAUAUGAUUCUGCCAUACACGCUCCUUGGCGAAAGGGUGAUACAUUCCUUGUUAUCUUUUACAAAAAAAGAUUGUUUUUUUAUCAAUUUCGAAGCAAUGAGAAGUAAACAUAAUUGAUCAAAUUACUUCUGACACAGACUAACACAUGCUUACAGUCAGUGAAACAAAGGUGAAGUUAGAGUCGUUUGUACUUUCUAUUGUCAGUACUUAUUCUAUGUUCAUUUAUUUUUGCCUAUAACUUAAUCUAACUGAAAUGACCCAACUAUUUCUAAAUUGUAUAUUUUAUCUAGUAAUUUUGAUGGGGUAAGAUUUCUCUUCAUAUCAAAAGAUUAGUUAGAACAAUAUAUGACUUUAAAAGCAUACAAUCGAAAGGUACAAAGGAGGUAAGCGUAAAUAUACCGCUAUAAUGUAUCCCAGCUUUUACUAAUGUCUUCACAUUAAUAAUUUUUAUAAUAUGUAUAGUUUGCAAGAACAGCAUUUUUCCACAUUCUUGUUAUACCAUAUUUAUUUCUUUGAAUCGUCUGUCUCUGUUUAAGAAAUUGUGGAAAUAAAAAUACGAAAUUUAUUAACCAGACAAGGACAUGUUUACGUCAUACAGAGACGAAGUGCAUAUGCAGUUAUAUAUGUGGAGGGAAACCAUACCUAAAUUCUGUGCCUGAUCAGAUAGAAAAACACAAAUAUGAUUUUUACAGUCUUAGGGAGAGUAAAAAGAGUAAAAACAACAAAGUUAAUAAAAUCCUUGCUUGAAAACACCUGGACAUGAAAUUCCAGUAACAUCACAAGAAGAAUUACUGUCCUGUCUAUUUUACUUACUGUUUCGUAUGCAUUUCGAAUUUUGGUAUAAAUAUGAUAUUGCCUAGUAAAGCUUGUAUUUUUUAUCUACCUUUUUACUGUAAUUGAGUAUAAUUGUUAAAUGACAGCACUGUAUCUAACAAUAUUUUUCAUGACUAUUAAAGCAUAAAUCUA
Mercenaria mercenaria is the source of this 1653-nucleotide messenger RNA. Its product is annotated as serum amyloid A-3 protein-like. NCBI's taxonomy places the organism in Eukaryota, Metazoa, Mollusca, Bivalvia, Venerida, Veneridae. The record is from RefSeq and is a predicted model, not a curated record. The transcript has 3 exons. Gene Ontology annotation, cellular component: extracellular region. The coding region runs from base 57 to 566 and encodes 169 amino acids.